AUGUUUGGUAAAGACUAUGAUGAUGAACGAGAAGUAAGUGAUGAUUCAAAUGGGAACGAAUUGAAUCAACCGGAAUUUGCGUCCGAAAAUUUGGAGCAAGUCUACAAAAAAAGUGCGGAAAUUGGCGACAAAGAUGAAAAUAGCGAUGAUUCAGGAUUCAAUUUUGCAGCACAGGAUGCUGAAAUACUUGCAGAAAGAGAUAGUGCCCGUUCAAGUCUAAUAAAACAAGCCGACAAGAUGUUACAAGCGUCUAAAGAGAGAUUUCAACCUUUGGAUGUUGGAAAGAACGUAAGAAUUCCAAUUAAUCCGGUUGAUCGACCAAAAAUUGGCCACCGAAAUCUUUUGGGCGUUGUCACUGAAGCAAUCGAUGGGCUUUACACGAUUGGGACGGCGAAUGGGACUCUACCACAGAAGUUUUCAAGAAAUCAACUCUAUCCUUGUGAGACGAACUUCCUUGUUAUUGCUGAUGUGCCGGAAUGUUCAACUUCCUUUCGUGCCGCCAUCGGUGAUUCUUCUAUUCACGGGAAACAAGGCCAUAAACAUUGCUUAUGUGCUGGAAAAUGCUCAUCCAAUCGAUCUCUCUUG
Messenger RNA from Mesorhabditis belari, 585 nucleotides. NCBI's taxonomy places the organism in Eukaryota, Metazoa, Nematoda, Chromadorea, Rhabditida, Rhabditidae. The record is from the annotation of a GenBank genome assembly.